GCUCACAGUGUCAACAUUAUACGCACGUAGAGUAUCAUCUGCGACUGCUAGCACGGGAGUUCUCUCAAGAGUUCCCAUCUUUGCCACCUGCCUCUGCGAACCGGGCUCUUGAAAUCUCUGCACGCAAACAAUUCCUAAAUAGCCCGUGUAUAGGUUGCGACUCGUGGUAGACGGCGAGCGACGGCGCAAGCGACGCUGGCAUCGUUUACUAGUCUUUGCUUCGGCUGCCAGCUCUGAUACGCCUGAGCUGAGCAAUACAGUUCUCUUCACCUGGGUCAGCAUUAUCAUUGGUCCGCCGCGCGUGGCUCUGCUCCUCGUGCGGCUACGCGACCUGGACAUGCGGGGCUUUCUUGACUAGCUCACAGGGCCCUUUCAGCGUUCUGUGCUUUCUCCCAGGGACAGCUAUCCGCGCAGUAACACAGGGCAAUCACACACUAAGCCAUGGGCGGCUGCCUGAGCCGCACGGAAGUGUCGGAGGUCGACGUUGCGGUCACACCCCGGCGCCGGUCGAGCCGUACCGGAGGCCGCGGAGGCAACCGCUCAAACCGGGGACAAUCGUAUGUGAUGAGAACAUACACGCCUCCUCCUCCGCCUCCCAUCUUCGGCUGUGAGGGCGAGUACAAGGUGAUGGAGCUGCUGGGCACAGGCGGCACGGGCCAGACGUGGCUGUGCCAGCACCACGAGACGGCGCGCCGCGUGGCGGUCAAGUUCGUGCCGCGGCCGCUGCCGCCCGUGCUGGUGCCGCUCAUAAGCAUGGAGCUGCAGCUGCAAGCCAGCCUGAGCGAGGGGCACCUGGGUCUGGUGCGCCUGGAGUCGGCCAUGCUCAGCCGCACACACCUAGGCCUGGUCAUGGAGUAUGUGGACGGGGGCACGCUGACGCAGUACGUGAGCAAGCGCACGGAGACACGGGACGAGCGCGGCGGGCUGAACCUCACGGAGGACGAGGCGCGGUACAUGUUCCGCCAAAUGGUGUCUGCGGUGGAGCACCUGCACUCUUCGCACGUGGCGCACCGCGACCUGAAGAUGUGCAAUGUGGUGCUCAGCUCUACAUACCCGCCCGCGCUCAAGCUGUGCGACUUCGGCUUUGCAAAGAACUUCGACAACGAGGACAGCAAGAUGCACACCUGCAUCGGCACGCCCGUGUACAUGUCGCCCAACCAGCUGGCCACCGCGGCAGCGAACAAGAAGACGCCGACGCCGCCCACGCCCUUCCCCGGCAAAGCCGUCGAGCUGCCGCCGCCUGAGCCAACACCAGCGGUGAAGGCGCAGGCCGACGCCGACACCGCGGCCGGCGACCUGUCGGAUGCGACGCCGGUGCUCUCCUACAGCGCACGGGCGGCGGAUGUGUGGGCGUGCGGUGUGAUGCUGUUUGCCAUGCUGCUAGGCCGAUUCCCCUUCGACCAUGAGAACCACCCCGACCCCAACUCCAGCGAUGCGCAGGUCGAGGUGUGGAAGGAGCAGGUGCGGGCCAGCGGCGAGGACUGGCAGAAGAUGCCACGUGUGGCGCCGUACGUGCGCCUGUUGAGCGACUCGUGCCGGGACCUGCUAGGCAAGAUGCUGCAGUUUGAGGAGGCGGACCGGAUCAACAUCUCCGGCAUCCGGGAGCACCCCUGGUUCAACCUGCCGCUGCCCGAGCACCUGGACAAGACGCUUACGGAGCUGGAGGGCCGGCAGCAGCGGCAGCACCAGCGGCUGGCCAAGGUCGCGCCGGCGCAGGUCGCCGCGCGCGACGCGGCCAUUAAGGAUCUCGUGCUGCGCGCCUCGCGUGUACCGGGCCAGCGGGCCAACGGUGGCGUGGGCGGAACGCGCCGCCCGCCGCCGCUCAGCAUUCUCAACCCAGGGCUGUUUGCGGCAAUCCAGGAGGCUGACCGGGAGAGCGACAGCCCCCGCACGCCUGGCCGGAGCACGCCCGCUGGCGACGGCUCGCAGACUCCGCGGCGUGUGACGUUUGCUCAGUCGGCGCCGGACUCGGAGCGGCCCACGGGCCCGGCAUGCAGUGAGGCGGCCGUGUCGUCAGCGCAGGUGGAGGUGGGCCUGGAGGAUGGCGGCAGCAACGCCGGCAGUGACAAGGGCGACUGCAAGGCUGAUACGGGCGAGAACGUGACGCCGCCUGACGCGGUCGACGAGGGGAAGUUCAUCACGCUGGACCUGUCUUCCGCGGCGUGGGCGGCAAAGCAGGUUACGCUGCCGCUUGAGCCCGCCGCGCCCGUUCCGCAGCAAGGCGACCCGCCAGCGCCAGUGCCAUCAGAGGCUUCAGCGCCGGCAGCCGCUGGCGAGGAUGCCGAGUCCGCCUCCGCGUCCGCAACAGGCGUUGCGGAGUCCGGUGUCGCGACGAGACUUGCAGCGGGCGCGGUGGCCGAGGCGGCCAUUGCGCAGGCCCGCGUAUCGCACGCGCGCUCCUCGGCGGCCUGCGGCUCGCCGCCUGCGGCAUCCCUGGCUGCCAGCACCGCCACCAGCCUGCUCACCAACAACAGCAGCGCUACGCUGGGUGCUCCGGCAGUCAGCGGCAGCGCCAACGCCUUUCAAGAUGCCACGGCUGCAGGCCUGGCGGCGGCGGUGGACGCGGCUGUGGCUGCUGUGGCGGCCGCGGCGGUGAGUAAGGAGACUAAGGACAAGGCAGCAAGCCGUGAUCCGGAGCCAUCAAAGGCAGCGUCGUCGAGCGGCGACGGACGUGCCUCCGGCGGCUCCGCCAACGCCCCGUGCACACCUGACAACACGCUGGGUCCAGCCAUCAAGGUGUCGGCAUGAGAGCGCUAUUUUAUGGAGCGCAUGAUAUAGCGCGUCUUGACUUUGAGCCAGUACUCAGAUGGAGUGAUGCUCUGGGGACGGCUCUGUGACUAAGCAUCCCUUGAAGUGGUGGCGUUUUGCGCCGUGUGCCGCUGCAGCAUGCGGCAGAUUGCACGGGGCCUCCCGAAAGGACAGUGACCGCGGGGACAUGUGAUAUGGGAAGGGCAGCAUUGAGUACGACUAGAUAACGCGUCGUGUUUUGUUACCGUUUAAAAUGUCUGGUGUCCUUUGGUUGCGCCGUGCUUCUUGGUGCAGCUGAUCUUUACCUUGUGGUCACUUCAAGGAGGAAGGCAGACACACGUACAACCGAACGUUUGUCGUUGACCGCCGCCGGAAGGCUGGUUGAGGUGUGGCUGAGUCUGUCGGCGAAGAGCCGGCUGUGACUAUGACAUGGCACUUGCCUCUUCCACGGCAUUGCUUGUGACUGAGGGAGGACGCAUGAGGUAAAGCUCCCCACGUGGGAUGAGGAAUUGUGACCCGACGGUAAUGCCCCUCUUUUAUGGUAGUACAUACUGCGCGGAACUGUUAUGGAUGCCGAUGGGCAUCAAGGAGUAAUCAAAAUGCAGUGCCGAUCAUGCUGGGUGCACGCUGCGGCGCCCCUUCUUUCUUUUAUCUAGUGAACAGAUCUACACUGCAUUGAUGAUGUCUGGGUGGCUGGGUGGUGCUGAGCAAUGGAAGGUCCAUGCAUACGGCUGGUGUUCAAGGGGCAUGGCAAAACUUAGUAUAAUUUAGGUUUCUAGGACAGCUCCGACGCACCUCCAAAACUAACUCGUGUACGGCACCCCAACCCCACUCAGCCGUACAUGUGUUUCUGUGGCCUGUGGGAGUCGGCAGCUGCGCGCGUGGGAGCGGGUAGUUGUACGGCGACCCGGCUCGGAAGCUACCUGACUAUAGUGACGCGGGUCGUUCGCGGAUGUCGGUAGGCGCGCGAAGGGGAGCGGAUAAUUGAGUGCGCACGCGUGUGGGAAGCUGCGACAGUGUACGGCGGAGCUCGGCGGGCUGGCAGUUGGCGCGCCGCGCGAGUGGGAGUGCAUAAUCGUGCACGCGCCGUUUGGGAACACUAGGGCGCAAAAGUCGCGUCCAGCGACCUGCACCCCAAGACACUCCGCCCAUUGAAUUGAUACCCUCUAUUUACAGAAAUGCCCCGCACUCUGUAAGCUGCUUCCUAG
Chlamydomonas reinhardtii is the source of this 3956-nucleotide messenger RNA. RefSeq lists its product as uncharacterized. Gene Ontology annotation, biological process: intracellular signal transduction; protein phosphorylation. The transcript is spliced from 11 exons. NCBI's taxonomy places the organism in Eukaryota, Viridiplantae, Chlorophyta, Chlorophyceae, Chlamydomonadales, Chlamydomonadaceae. Gene Ontology annotation, molecular function: ATP binding; protein serine/threonine kinase activity. The record is from RefSeq and is a predicted model, not a curated record. Gene Ontology annotation, cellular component: cytoplasm. The coding region runs from base 442 to 2748 and encodes 768 amino acids.